Molecule: messenger RNA, 756 nt
Organism: Entrophospora candida
Lineage: Eukaryota; Fungi; Glomeromycota; Glomeromycetes; Entrophosporales; Entrophosporaceae
Source: the annotation of a GenBank genome assembly
AUGCCUAUUCCAUUGCCAACUAAUGGCCAUUCUAAUGAAGGUGAUAGCACUGAUCCCGUAAAUCUAGAUCAGAUACAGGUAGUACAAAAUUACAUUUCUCCCGAAGUUAAUUCAAAUAUCUCUGAACAGAUAGUCAAUACAUCUUUUGAUAAUGCGCCAAAUUCUGAAGAUAAGGAGAUCAAUGAUUUUCUGGAUCAAAAAGUAAAAGAAAAAGUUAGUAAUAUGAUGAGAGAUAUAAACAGGGAAAAGAAACUGUUGCGAAGUAAGGAAGAUCCCACUUCUCGAACUCAAGAGGCACUCCUAUCUUCUCAGGAUACUCCUUCCAUUGAAUCAGAGCAAAUGCCUAUUGAUCAGAAUAUUUCAGAAGCACCUAUUAAUCAGACACAAGGUAUCAUUUCUUCUGAAAUAAUGGGAGCUAGUACAACGGUGCUAAAAAUUCCAUAUAAUCAAAAAGUAGAACAAGGCUUAACACAUGAAUUAUCUGUUUGUGCCGAAGACAAUGAUAUCGAAAAUAAUGCAAUACAUGGAUUUUCAUCCGAUAAACCAUUUAAUACUCAAAUUCCUGGAUUAUCUUUAGAAAUAAUUCUAACAGAGUCUAAAUUGGGAAUAUUAGGUCUAGAAAAAAUUGACGACAGAUCUGCAAGGACAUCGGUAUAUAAUGAAAUCAAAUCACUUCUACCCGACAUUACUGAUAAUGCACACAUGAUUGAACCAUUUAUCUCAAACGAUUCAGAAAAAUUACCAGAAACUGAGUAG